UUGGUUUCUACAAAUACAAACAAACCUGAUAGAAUCGCCCCGUUUCUAGACUAGCUAGAUCAAUCAAGAGAUUAGACUACACUAGAUCUAGAUCUAUUCUACUACAUAUAAAAUAGAAUAUUUUUUAUACUUAUAGAUCUAUCUACACAGUAGUUUAGAUCUAAUUAUUUGUAUUAGUCAUGUCUGAAGACAAGAGAAGAGGAGGUGGGGAUGAAGUGGAAGAUGGAGGUCCAGGUCUCAUUUACAUGCCCUUUGUCAUAAUGGAGGAACUGCUGGACAAACUGCGGUUGCUUGAAUAUGAAAAAGAGUUCUCUAAGAAAAUGAAUCUCAAGCCAGUAAACAGACAUUACUUUGCAAUACAAACUAAUCCUGGAGAACAGUUUUACAUGUUUACAUCAUUAGCAGCAUGGUUAUUAAAUAAAGCAGGACGGCCGUUUGAUCAACCGCAAGAGUAUGAUGAUCCUAAUGCCACAAUAUCAAGUAUUCUUGAUGAAGUCAGAAAAUGUGGUCACCCUAUUGACUUUCCUCCAUCCAAGUUAAAACCAGGCUGGGGAGAACAUUGUAUUUAUAUUCUUGACAGACUGGCAGACGAGGCACUCAAAAGUAUUGGAUUUUCAUGGAAACGGCCACAGUACCCUGAAGAAGAAAUGGAUGAGGAAAAUAUUGUUGAGGAUGAUUCAGAACUAACAUUGAAUGAAAUUGAGAAAUCUAUGGCAUUGGCGCACUCUGAUGUGGAAGAAGCUGAUGAUGAUGAGCCUAUAUUAGAUUUGGAGGGAAUGAAAAGACUAAAUCAGAACAAACAGACUUUUGAAUCUAGCAAGCCUGAGGAGAUUUUGGAGUCCACAACAGAUGCAGCAGACUGGAAACUAGAAGUAGAAAGAGUGAUGCCACAACUUAGGGUCACUAUCAGAACAGAUAAUAAAGAUUGGCGUGUCCACUUGGAACAAAUGCACCAACACCAUGACGGAAUAAAGACUUCCUUAAAUGAGAGCAAAGUUCAUCUCGACAAAUUGCAAGAUGAGAUAUCAAGGACGCUAGAAAAAAUUGCCAGCCGAGAAAAAUACAUCAACUCCCAGCUAGAGCAUCUUCUAGUAACCUUCCGACAGGCACAAGAUGUUUUAGCGGAGACUAAAGAAAAGUACAGGCAGGCUAGUGGUGGUGUGACGGAGAGGUCAAGGCUGUUAGCUGAGAUUACAGAAGAAUUAGAGAAAAUUAAACAAGAAAUGGAUGAAAGGGGGAGCAGUAUGACAGACGGAGCACCACUGGUCAAGAUCAAACAGGCCAUUCAAGCACUCAAGAAAGAAAACACACAGAUGGACAUCAGGGUUGGUGUGGUAGAGCAUAUAUUGUUGCAGGCAAAGUUAAAAGACAAAACAUUGGUCAAUAAACAGGUCCAUUCCACCAGCGCUGGCAAUGACGGUUUCAUCAUUUAAAUAAUACUUUUGAUUCAUUUAUUGUUGUCACACUAUGCAUAAAUAAUGAAAAAAAUGAAUUAGAAGCAUUAUGCCUACAUCAUCUUUGGAAAGGUUGGUCAAAACUUGAUUAGUGCCUCAGUUUAUUCAAGAUGUUAUCAAAUAUCUAUGUGAAAUUGAAUUUCUCUAACCCUCUACUUGUUAGUUAUUAUAAUUGGCUACUCAUUUUAUUGUUUUUAGAUGGAAUACUGUUAAAAAUUAAUAGGAUAGAAAAUCUCUAUUCAGGAAUAAAGAUACAAUAAUCACUACUAAUUAUAAAUGAGGGGUUUUCAUUAAUGCAUAAUGCAAUUUCAAAUCUUUUCCCAAGUCCUUAUUUUAGGUUAAAGAUAACUAAUGACUACAAUUAAAGGAUCUUGUUUCAUGCCUUGAAGUAUCUUUAAAAUAGAACUUUGAGUAAAUGCAAGCAAUAUGUUGACUGGUGUCUUGUAUCUAUUUUUUAGUUUAUUCAGCCAUUGCAUAAUAGAUAGCUGUACAAGGGCACUUACGGUUUUGAAAAAUGUACACAAAUAUUUAAUUGAUGCUUUAUUUUUUAACUCUGGUCCUAGCAACUGUGAUAUAAUUUCAUUAAAUCAAAUACAUACAACUUGA
This is a messenger RNA of Biomphalaria glabrata, 2060 nucleotides long. RefSeq names its product intraflagellar transport protein 57 homolog. The coding region runs from base 180 to 1433 and encodes 417 amino acids. The transcript has 11 exons. The record is from RefSeq and is a predicted model, not a curated record. NCBI's taxonomy places the organism in Eukaryota, Metazoa, Mollusca, Gastropoda, Planorbidae. Gene Ontology annotation, cellular component: intraciliary transport particle B; Golgi apparatus; centrosome. Gene Ontology annotation, biological process: intraciliary transport; non-motile cilium assembly.